Molecule: messenger RNA, 334 nt
Organism: Drosophila mojavensis
Lineage: Eukaryota; Metazoa; Arthropoda; Insecta; Diptera; Drosophilidae
Exons: 3
Coding region: 173-334 (53 amino acids)
Source: RefSeq, a predicted model, not a curated record
CGCGCUGCGUUCAUCUUCAGUUCGUACAGAUCGGUCACCACGGUAUGAGCUCUAGUUAGGCUCCCUUCCCCCCAAAUUGGAAUUUGGAUAAUUGCAAAAAUUUGUUAGAUAGCAAAUAAAUAAAAUAAUUACUGGCGAUUCUUGUGUCAAUUUAAAUUACGUUCGUUGCAAAAUGGCGCGUGCAGCUUUAUGCAUGGUCGUCGCUUGCAUAUUGUUGCAAUGCGUUUACUCUGCCAAAUUCGAUUCAGAGAAUCGACGAUUGAUCGUCGAUAUCAAUGAUAAAAAGACAACGAACCAACAAUAUUAUUCGUCAAACUUUGACACAAGUAAGUAA